AUGUCCGGCUGGAUGAGUGGCAUCUCCGACAUGGUGAGCUCGGUCACCAACGCGAUGGCCAGCUCGCUCGGGCUGUCGGAUCUCGAGACGGUGGAGCCCGAGGUCAAGGACGAGUCCGCGGAGGCAACGGGCCUCGCGGACAAGAGCCUCGCCAACGACCGCCAGGACUUUUUCUCGCAGGUCAAGGGGAUGCUGGGCAAGGACGUGAUGUCGCUCCUGUCGGUGCCGGUGUACUUCAUGGAGCCGUUCUCGACGCUCCAGAAGAUGGCCGAGAUCAUGGAGUACCCGGACCUGCUCGACGCGGCCGCCGCGGCCCCGGACGAGGCCACCCGGCUGGCGUACGUGGCGGCGUUUGCCGUGUCGAUGUACCCGUCCUGCGAGCGCACGUGCAAGCCGUUCAACCCCAUCCUCGGCGAGACGUUCGAGUACUACGACGACGACCACGGCAUCACGUUCCUCGCCGAGCAGGUCUCGCACCACCCGCCCAUCAGCGCCGCGCACGCCGAGGCCGACCAGUGGACGUACCACAUCGUGUCGGCGCCGCGGACCAAGUUCCUCGGCAACUCGGUGGAGAUCUUCCCGCUCGGCCGCACGCGCAUCACGAUGAAGGCCUCCGGCGACACGUACUUCAUCGUCCCGCCCACCACGCGCGCCAACAACAUCAUCGUCGGGUGGCCGUGGAUCGACUCGUACGGCACCAUGACCGUCGGCGCGUCCAGCGGGUACAGGUGCGAGCUCGAGUUCGUCCAGUGCGGGUGGACGGGCGCCGGCCGCUGGGAGGUCAAGGGCUUCGUCGUGGACCCCUCUGGCAAGAAGGUCCUCAAGCUGUGGGGCCACUGGAACAAGGAGCUGUUCCUCGCGCCGUGCGACGAGGGCGGCGCGGUCGAGGCCGGGGCGGAGAAGCGGAUAUGGCAGGCGUCGGAGAAGCCCGCGGGCGACAAGUACGCCUUCACGCACUUUGCGCACAAGCUCAACAGCGCCAAGGGACUCGCGGCGCUUCUGCCGUCGGACGGGCGCCGGCGCCCGGACCGGUACCUGCUCGAGAAGGGCGAGACGUCGGCGGCGCAGGCCGAGAAGGGCCGCCUCGAGAACCAGCAGCGCCGCGAGAAGGCCGAGCGCGAGAAGCGGCAGGACAAGUGGACGCCGCGGUGGUUCAACAUGGUCACCGAGGGCUUCAACACGUUCCCGGGGGAGCCCAGCCCCGAGGAGUUCCCCACGUGGGAGUGGAAGGGCCGCGCGUUCCGCGGAACGGGGCCCGCGGGGGACGCCGACGAGGCGCAGGAGGGCAAGGGGUUCGUGCCGUGGUGCUACCCGGAGCUCGAGGGGGCCGCCGAGCCGGCGCAGGAGGCGGAGAAGGAGUAG
Pedinophyceae sp. YPF-701 is the source of this 1362-nucleotide messenger RNA. Lineage: Eukaryota; Viridiplantae; Chlorophyta; Pedinophyceae. The record is from the annotation of a GenBank genome assembly.